CUCCUGACCCAUUACAUUGUACAGCUGUCACCUUGCAGACAGGCAUUGUAAAUCGACGCACAUAGGCUCAGUGUCGAUACUGGGAUUCCCCUGUCAGUGGCGCUUCCUGUACAGCUUUCCAUGGCCUGCCUUCGGGAACACAACCCACUGCACUGCCUUAACAGUCCGAGACCGUCCCUCCUCACCGACCCACGUGACCUGUUGGCAUGGCACAUCGUACGUCAGAAUCUCCACGCAGGGUGGUACAUACUCGCACUCAAUCAAUGUCUCCACCGAGAGUGCCUGAACAACGAACUCAAUCCAAGUCCCCGCCUAGACUGUCAGAGCAACGAGCUCAAUCACAGUCCCCACCCAGAAUGGAUUUCUAUCGAACAAAAUCCAAAUCCCUGUCGAGACUCCCAGAAGACAGGGCCCACUCCAGACCCCCAAGUCUGCCUUGAGGGAGAGAAUGCAGAACUCAGGGAGGACAAGCGGAAAACCCAGACGAGCUACACCGACCCCAUCACAACGAGCUGCCCCGGGAGAGUUCGACCUCGACGCUGCCUGCUGGUCGGGGAACAUGGCCGAGGUGAAACGUCUCCUGUCCAAGGAUCAGUCCGACAUCAACCGUGAAGAGAGGGACUGUGGGGCAUGUCACCGGUGUUGAUGGCUGCGUUUGAGGGACAGAGAUUUGGUGGAGCUGCUUGUGAGUCAAGGUGCUGAUGUGUCACUGGUGGACGAUCACGGUAACAACAUCCUUCACUGCGCCUGUGAGGGAGGAGACAGGAAGACAGUGGAGUUUGUCCUGUCUCUGGACGGGGUGGACAUCAACAGUAGAGGAGAGGAGGAGCAGGACACCGGUGAUGUCGGCAGCACGGUUGGGGACACAGGGAUGUGGUGGAGCUCCUUGUGAGUCGAGGUGCUGAUGUGUCACUGGUGGACGAUGUCGGUAACAACAUCCUUCACUACGCCUGUGAGGAGGAGACAGGGAGACAGUGGAGUUUGUCCUGUCUCUGGACGGGGUGGACAUCAACAGUAGAGGAGUGGGGAGCAGCACACCGGUGAUGGUGGCAGCAGUGUGGGGACACAGGGAUGUGGUGGAGCUCCUUGUGAGUCGAGGUGCUGAUGUGUCACUGGUGGACGAUGACGGUGACAACAUCCUUCACUACGCCUGUCUGAGGAGGAGACAGGAAGACAGUGGAGUUUGUCCUGUCUCUGGACGGGGUGGAC
Messenger RNA from Haliotis rubra (blacklip abalone), 1209 nucleotides. Its product is annotated as BUD13 homolog. The coding region runs from base 121 to 612 and encodes 163 amino acids. The record is from RefSeq and is a predicted model, not a curated record. Lineage: Eukaryota; Metazoa; Mollusca; Gastropoda; Lepetellida; Haliotidae. The transcript has 9 exons.